Molecule: messenger RNA, 2146 nt
Organism: Corylus avellana
Lineage: Eukaryota; Viridiplantae; Streptophyta; Magnoliopsida; Fagales; Betulaceae
Product: proline transporter 1
Source: RefSeq, a predicted model, not a curated record
ACAACUCUAGCCACCCCAUGAUAUCAUUAUACAAGAAGGCAAGUUAAUUACUGCAUAGAAGCAAUGGAAACAGGAGGGGAAAUGAGGAGUGUGGAACCAUUGAGCAUAGAACAAGGUCAAACAAAGGGCAGUGAGAAUCAUAAGUAUGGUCUUACUUCUGCUCAUACCACAGACCAUGAUUCAUGGCAACAAGUGGGAUUGCUGCUAGUGACAGGUUUCAACUGCGGAUGGAUACUCAGUUUUUCAAAUCUCAUGUUGGUGCCUUUGGGUUGGACAUGGGGUAUCAUAUGCCUGUUUGUUGUGGGGCUCUUUUCUGCCUAUGCUAACUGGCUCUUGGCAGCAUUUCACUUCAUUGAUGGUCAGAGGUUCAUUAGAUACAGAGAUCUUAUGGGCUUUCUUUUUGGCAGAGAAAUGUAUUACAUCACUUGGGUGUCUCAAUAUUUGACCCUUCUUCUUGGAAACAUGGGUUUCAUUCUCCUCGGUGGUAAAGCACUAAAGGAGAUCAAUUCAGAACUUAGUGACUCACCUUUGAGGCUCCAAUAUUUCAUCAUCAUCACCGGAGCAGCCUACUUCAUAUUUGCACUUGUUAUUCCAACAAUGUCUGCAAUGAGAAGUUGGCUUGGAGUCUCUACCAUCCUCACUUUCACUUUCAUCACCAUCAUUCUAUUGGUAUUGAUUCAUGAUGGGAAAUAUAACAGAAGUAGAGAUUAUGAGAUACCUGGAAGUAAAGUGGGCAAAGUUUUCAAUGCCUUUGGUGCAAUUUCGGCCAUUAUUGUUUGCAACAACUCUGGCUUGCUACUAGAAAUACAGUCAACUUUGCGAAAGCCAGCAGUCAAUAACAUGAGGAAAGCCUUAUAUGUACAAUUUACCGUGGGGCUCAUAGUCUACUAUGGUGUGAUCAUUGUAGGGUACUGGGCUUAUGGCUCAGCGGUAUCUGUAUACCUUCAUGAAGAGCUAAGCGGUCCUAAAUGGGCCAAGGUCAUCAUUAAUGCUUGUGUCAUUCUACAGUCUAUAGUCUCCCAGCAUAUGUUUGUCGCACCAAUUCAUGAGACACUUGAUACUAGGUUCCUCAGGCUCAAUGAAAGCAUCAAUUCAAAAGAAAACAUCAAACGUAGAUUCCUCCUGCGAGCACUCCUCUUCACAUUCAAUACAUUUGUGACAGCAGCUUUUCCUUUCAUGGGGGAUUUUGUAAACUUGUUAGGAUCAUUUACGCUCAUACCCAUAACCUUUAUCUUCCCAAGCCUGAUUUUCAUCAAGGUGAAGGGAAAGACAGCAAGAGUGGAAAAGAAGGUGUGGCACUUGUCUAACAUUUUUCUCUUUUCCCUCCUUACCGUAGCAACCACAUCUUCUGCAGUUCGAAUAAUUAUUGAAAAUAUUCGGGAGUAUAAUUUCUUUGCAGAUGCAUAAAUACAUGUAUGUUAAGUACCAUACAUUAUUUGUAUGGUACCUGGGUUGCACUUUUCUACACUUUGAAUGAACAUACAUUAUUUAUCAAAAAAAAAAUGGUCAUGGUAUACUACUACGACUAUGACAAUUGACUGCAGCAAGGUCCCUUAUUUGCAGAAAAAUUUGCAAGGAACAACCAUUUCAAAGUGGCAAAUAUAGUAGAAAUGUGUAAACUAAUUUUUCUUUUUUGAUUAGAAAAAGACCUCCUAUGCACAUGCACAUCGCUGACACAAGACCAAGAGGAUGUUGAUGAGUUUACAUUUGCCACUAAGAUACAAUAUUUUAAGACCUGGUAGUAGGUUCAUUCUGGACAUGAUCUAUCACUAGCUAGGCAAGACUUCAAAAUGCUACAAAUAAUAGACAAUAAGAAAAUCACAUUAUUUUCUGAACUAAUAUUAAAGCCAUCUCCAAAUCUAAACAUCAUCUCUAAAGGAUCAACUUGAAGCUUUGCCCAGGUUGAAAGUUGAAACAAGCAUCUAACCACCAGUGUUUAUGGUAGGGAGAUUGAUACUUUGGGGAGCCUUUUAGUAAGCCCAAAGGUCAUUGUGUCCAAGGCACAACGAGAGUCCAUGAAGUAGGGGCAAAGGUGCGUGGCGCGGGCAAAACUCACAUAGCCUACAAGUGAUCUUGGAGAGGGCCCAUAAGAUUGAUAAAAGGCUUUCGUUUGAGGAAGAGUGUAGCAAUGUGGUGAUGGACUCAC